This is a messenger RNA of Ruditapes philippinarum (Manila clam), 3183 nucleotides long. RefSeq names its product BPTI/Kunitz domain-containing protein 4-like. NCBI's taxonomy places the organism in Eukaryota, Metazoa, Mollusca, Bivalvia, Venerida, Veneridae. Gene Ontology annotation, molecular function: serine-type endopeptidase inhibitor activity. The coding region runs from base 235 to 1116 and encodes 293 amino acids. The record is from RefSeq and is a predicted model, not a curated record. The transcript is spliced from 5 exons.
CCAUGUGGCUACGUAGCGUGUUAGACCCAAUGUGGGUAUAAAGUAACAGACAUUCACCACAUCAAGUCAUUAUUCAAUAUAACUUUGAUACAUACGAAUCGUGGUUUAGAUAUAUACGUAGAAUUAUAGAUAAAAUGCAAUAGUAUUAACGGAUAGAUACAUUUUUAUAAUAAGAGUUUCAAUAACGUUACAAUACGUUAAGGACUAUUUAGUUUGACAGAAAGAAAAUUAUUAAUGUUUUGGAAUACAAUGGAGAAAUCAUCUACAUGUACAUAUUUUUGUUUGUUGUAUGGGUGCAGUCUAUUUGUGUCUGUACUCAGCCAUGCAUUCAACAAUGCUGUUCUUGAACGACGAGAAAAAAUGGACAAAGAACAGACAUUAAAAUGUAACAAUCCUUGUCCGUUUGGAUUUGUACCGGACGUGGAGGGAAAACUUACGUGUAGAUGUUUUGAUCCUUGUAGAAACAUUAUGUGUCUGCAAGGAGCUACUUGUUUUGCUGAAAUGCCGAAAAACUGCGGAUGGGAACCUUGUCGUCCAGUGACAAAAUGUAUAGAAGAGACAACACAUGUACAUACUGUAAAUAAGGACGAGUAUGGAGAUUGGUUGGAAUUUCCGGUGUUAGAUGAUCCUGACCAAUGGCUGAGUAAAAACACCGGAAAUGACGUUGAUGUUUGCUCACAAGCACUCCCAAUGGCAGCAGUUGACUGCAAACAUAAGCGAAGACGCUGGUAUUUCAAUCCAAUGACUGGAAAAUGCGAUCGAUUUUUGGGAUGCGUCACUUCCGGCAACAAUUUCGGAAGAAAGCUAUACUGCAAAGAGCAAUGUAGAUUCCCUUUUAUGAAGAGAAAGAACGCACAGAAAGCUUUUAAAUCAGCGGAAGUAGCUCAAAAUCCAGACUGUGAAUUAUCUUUGAGUGUAGACGCUUACAAAUGUGAAAAUAAAACGAAAAGAUGGCAUUUUAACUCAAAGACAAAUAAGUGUGAAAAGUUCACCGGUUGCAAGACGAAUGGAAACAAUUUUUCAAGAAAGUCAUCCUGCAAAUCUUCAUGUCUUGCAAAAAGUAAACGUCAGUUUAAUAUGAAAGACAAACAUCUCCAAGAGAGCAGCCCUAGAUAAAUCCACCAUGUAGUGCCCAGUAUAGCUCUAUCUGUGAUAUAAAAGAAACUCGACGGCCAGUAUUCUGAAUGGCGAUAAACUCAAAUGACACUAGGAGUGGAGUACGAGUGGACCGGACCCGUAGGGGUGUGGUUCCCAGCUCGUGAGUGUGACAGUGAAAACGAUCGCUUGUUUGGUUUUAACAGUGGAAACCUUACAAGCGUGAAAAUAAUGCCUUGUGCAGACGACGAGUCGCAGACGACAGUAACGUACAUAGUUUACUCAUUGACCUUGUUCCAAGUCAAGAAUCAGUUGUCUUGAAAUUAAACGUUCAUUGAAUAAUCAUUGGAAUAACACAUGUCAUGAAGUAUGCUUGGAAAUUAAUUCAUGAAGCAAAUACAAAUCUACAAGAUGUAAAUAUCGUUACUAAAACAAUUAGCAAAGUGAUUUUAACAUUCCAAAACUGUAAUUCCAUUUCUUUAUAAAAAUGGCUCAAGCGCUCAAUCAUGUAGUCUUGAUGUAAGAUUUUAUAAUAUUUGACAUGUUUUUGUGGGUAAUAUUAACUAAUACUAUACUUAAAAGUAGUGGCCUUCUUUUACUAUGGUGGGGAAUAACAGCCAUAAGUAAACGUUAAUGCAUCUUGAAUUUCUCGUGGCCAUUAUGUGUAAUCACAUGACUAUGACGCAAGUUUCAAGCAACAAUUCAAAUUCACACGAAUUGAAACUUACAUUUCAUUAUCUUACAGAUAUACACCAGAAUUUUAAAAAAAACUGUUGGUUAUGAUUUCGGUGAUAUGGUUCAUUACUUUUGACGUACAUUGAAUAUAUUGAGGCAUUCAGAUAGUUCAAUUUGUGGUUUUAAUUAUGUUUUAUGUUGGAAUAAGCUCUUAUAAUCACAUGAACCAAAUUGGCCUAUGCUUAUUUAUAAUAAUUUUAUAGCUUUUUUGUCAUUAAAUCUGCAAUCCGAAAUGAAAAAAAAUAUAACCAGACAACAUUGAUUUUUUCGGCCGUACUGCUUUUGCUUUAACAUUGACUUCCGGUAUUUUUUCGGAAUAAUUCGGUAUUUGCCGAACGGGCAAUAAGUGUGCUAUGAAAUUAUUUUUACAAUGAUAAGAUUUCUGUAUUUGAAUAACACUUAAAAUUACUAAGCCACAGUUUUACUGGGAUUACCCUGGCCAAGUGUUAUCUUGAAUGCCAAUGUAUUUUAAUAUAUUGUGACAUUAAACAGCGUUAGAAAUAGUGAAUAUUAUACAAUAUUAUAUAUAUUUUUGGAUAAUGGGUGAAUGUGUCGUUUUUAUAGACUAGUACGUACAGCGGUGGUAGAAUGGAAUGGGGUGGGAGGUUCCCUAACAGAAUAACGAUCUCCUAUCGGAGAGAAUGUAUUACAACAUUUAGAAAUAUAAAUGAUAUACUACAAUGUUACAGAAGGCAUCCAUUUAUAUAAUUCAUGGUAGAUAAUAAGAAAGAAACUUUUUCUUAACUAUGCCUCAAGGCAUAGGCAAUGUGCAAUAUGACUUAUUUUAGUUAGUUUAAACUUUUUUCAGAACUUUUUCUCCAAAGCUCUUUUCAAAUUUUAUGAUUUUUUUUAACGCAAACAACUUUUUGUUUCAAAAGGAAUUCUUCAGAAGUAACAAUGUGAUAUCGCCAGAUAAAUUUUCUUGGCAAGUUUUUUGCUUUCAUACCAUCAAGACACACGGUUUUCUCGAAAUUUUGUCGAAAGUAUUUUUUUACUUUUUAUCAAACGGGUUGUUUUAUUUCUUCAACAAAACAACAAACCAAUAAGUAUUAUUGUAAAUGUAAAAAUUGUACAAAAUGUUAUAUAUAAAACUGCACAAAAUACUCCUCUAAAACUUAUGUGUUCUAAUUUACAUUGUACAACUUUUUUUCUAACCACCUGGUGGGGCGGUAUCAUGUAUAGUUAUGUUUAAUUGUAUGGGUUAUUGUUUAAAAUAAAUAACAUUUUAUAAUAUGAUUUUUGUCACAUCUAACGAUUAUCUCUUGUCAUUUUGUCCAUAGCUCAUUUAUUUAUUGUCUCAUUUGUGAAGUAUGAUUUUUUUUUACUAAAAUGAGAAAAAAUAAAACUUUAAAA